UCGCUCUCUUCUCUCUCGCUCCUUUCAUUCUCUGCGAUUUUACACAAGGGGCACGCCUCUCUUCUCUUUCGUUGCCGAGGACGACAAAUAUCUGAAAUUUACCAUGUCUUGUAACAUCAAAACCACGAACGAAGAAGAUGCAUCGAGCAACUUUGGAUGCAAUAUCUGUCUUGACUUGGCAAGAGAACCGAUCGUGACUCUAUGUGGUCAUUUGUUCUGCUGGCCUUGUCUCUACAAAUGGCUCCAUUAUCAUUCCAAAUCGAAUCAUUGUCCUGUUUGUAAAGCUCUGGUUAAGGAAGACAGUUUGGUUCCUUUGUAUGGAAUGGGCAAGCCAUCUUCUGAUCCCAGAUCGAAGCCAAGUUGUGGUGUUUCUGUCCCCAAUCGACCAACUGCGGCUAGGAUUGAAUCAGCUCGUCCUCCGCUUGGGACAAGGCAUCAUGGCUCUAGUUUCUUUGGAGGGCAUUCAGGAUUUGCUGCCAUGCCAACUGGUACACGGUUUUCCAACUUCUUGUUGUAAUGCAAGUAUACCUUUGAUGAAUCCGAGUAGACGCGCAGUGUUCUGACAAUGUUUUUGAUACUACUAUAUAUUAUACGUUGUCUACAAUUUUUGUUACUUUGUCAAUGUU
Molecule: messenger RNA, 626 nt
Organism: Capsella rubella
Lineage: Eukaryota; Viridiplantae; Streptophyta; Magnoliopsida; Brassicales; Brassicaceae
Product: E3 ubiquitin-protein ligase RMA1H1
Exons: 2
Coding region: 104-517 (137 amino acids)
Biological process (GO): ubiquitin-dependent protein catabolic process
Cellular component (GO): endoplasmic reticulum
Molecular function (GO): metal ion binding; ubiquitin-like protein conjugating enzyme binding; ubiquitin protein ligase activity
Source: RefSeq, a predicted model, not a curated record